AUGACAGAUUACGAGUCAGCUUUGGAAUCCAAGAAAAAGGCUCUUGAAAUCAGGUUAAGAUUAUAUGAAGAAGAUCAUCCUGAAACAGCCGACAGUUAUUACAGCAUUGGUAUCACACAACAUGAGAUGAAAGAUUACAAAUCAGCAUUACAUUCAAAUAAAAAAGCUCUUGAAAUAAGAUUAAGAUUAUAUGGAGAAGAUCAUCCUAACACAGCUGACAGUUAUUACAGCAUUGGGUUCACACAACGUGAGAUAAAAGAUUACAAAUCAGCAUUACAUUCAAAUAAAAAAGCUCUUGAAAUAGGAUUAAGAUUACAUGGAGAAGAUCAUCCUUAUUCAGCUGACAGUUAUUACAACAUAGGGAUCACACAACAUGAGAUGAAAGAUUACAAAUUGGCAUUAGAGUCCUACGAAAAAGCACUUGAAACCAGAUUAAGACUAUAUGGUGAAGAUCAUCCUGACAUCGCUGACAGUUAUUACAGCAUUGGAAUCACACAACAUGUGAUGAAAGAUUACAAAUUAGCAUUAGGGUCGUAUGAAAAAGCUCUUGAAAUGAGGUUAAAAGUACAUGGAGAAGGUCACCCAUUGACAGCUUCCAAUUACCACAUCAUUGGAGUCGUUCAACAUGCGAGUAAAGAUUAUGGGUCAGCAUUAGAAUCGUAUCAAAAAGCUCUUGAAAUCAGACUAAGAUUAUAUGGGGAAGAUCAUCCUUACACAGCUGACAGUUAUUACAACAUUGGAAUCACGCAUCACGCGAUGAAAAAUUACAAAUCAGCAUUAGAGUCGUAUCGAAAAGCUCUUAAAACUAGAUCAAGACUAUUUGGAGAAAACCGAUCUGACACAGCUGAUAUUCACUACAACAUUGGAUUCACCCAUCACGCGAUGAAAGAUUACAAAUCAGCAUUAGAGUCGUAUCAGAAAGCUCUUGAAACUAGAUUAAGACUAUUUGGAGAAAACCAUCCUGACACAGCUGACAUUUACUACAACAUUGGAAUCACGCAUUACGAGAUGAAAGAUUACAAGUCAGCAUCGGAUUCGAAUAAAAAAGCUCUUGAAAUCAGUCUAAGACUAUAUGGAGAUCAUCCUGACACAGAUGACAGUUACUUUAACAAUGCAAUCACACAACAUGCGAUGAAAGAUUACAAAUUAGCAUUAGAGUCGUUUCAAAGAGCUCUUCAAAUGGGAUUAACACUAUAUGGUGAAGACCAUCCUAAGACAGCUGACUGUUAUAGUGGCAUUGGAGUCACGCAACACAAGAUGAAAUAUUACAUGUCAGCAUUAGAGUCACAUCAAAAAGCUCUUAAAAUCAGAAAAAAGCUACAUGGAGAAAACCAUCCUGAGACUGCUGACAGUUAUCACAACAUUGGGGCCUCACACUAUGAGAUAAAAGAUUUCACGUUAGCAUUAAAGUCGCAUCAAAAAGCCCUGCAGAUUAGAAUGAAGCUGUAUGGGAAGGACCAUCCAGGGAAGGCGCGGACAGUUUUUCUAAAAUUGCAAUGA
Dendronephthya gigantea is the source of this 1500-nucleotide messenger RNA. Its product is annotated as nephrocystin-3-like. The record is from RefSeq and is a predicted model, not a curated record. NCBI's taxonomy places the organism in Eukaryota, Metazoa, Cnidaria, Anthozoa, Malacalcyonacea, Nephtheidae. Bases 1 to 1500 code for a protein of 499 amino acids. The transcript has a single exon. Gene Ontology annotation, molecular function: protein binding.